UCCUUUCUCUGCCAUCUGUUCAUACCGUUUUGCCUUCUCCCUUCCCUUCGUCGAAGACUUUGAUAGUUUACAGAGCCUGGUGCUCUCAUCGACGCUUUCUUGUUCAACCAAGCCCCCACUCACCUUUCGAGAGAAGGGUGCUUUCUAUCCUUGUCGCUGGUCGACCUUUCUCCCUCCCCUUCUCCACACAUACUGCCGAGGCACACAAGUCUCAACGACUCAAACAAGCAUGACGCACACCUCAAUCUGCUCAACCGUUGUAUCCAAGCCACCUCUCUUGGCGCGUGCAAAGGCUCCAAGGUUGGGGCAGAAGAUCAUCGAUGAUCUCCUGCCUCAGCAGACAGCGUCGGCCUCUGCCUCUGAUGCGGUAGAUUCUAGUACCUCUUCAGCAGAUGCAGAUGCGGUGCAGGCACGUGCUCUGUGGGCCAAGAGGAAGCCUGCAGUUGCUAGUGUCACCAUGACAAUUACCGUGCCUGCAGUAAGCAGGCCCACCGCAACGACUUCAUCAGUCGGGCCACGCUUGGGCCAGGUUGUCUCUAUCAAUGAUGAGGAAGAUGCAACUUCCACAUCCUCCUCGGCGAGCCGAACAACCUCAACUACCUCGUCGUCGCGAAACACUUCGAAGUCGACGAGCUCGCUAGAGACCAAGACGUCCAGUAGCUCCACGCAGACAGCGUCUAGUAUCAUCGCAGCUAUCACAACUGCGAGUCCUAGCACAUCCUCAACUCUCACGAGCCUAUCUUCCACCAGCCUGGUCCCUACGACGAACGCUGCGUCCUCCCAGACGCCGUUGUCGUCAACGGCUUCAAGCUCUGCCGCUGCUUCUGCAACGGCUCUUGUCGCCGCUUCAGCAUCAGGUUCCAAAAGCCUUUCACAUAAUACGGUCCUGCUAGUGGUAUUGAUUGUCGGCGCCGUCAUCAUUGCAGUCGUAGUUGCAUGCGGUCUCGCAUGGCUGUGUCGAAGAUCCCGCAAGCAUGCACGAAUCACUGAAAACGGAGAGGAUGGCGACUUUUAUACGCAGCCGUGGGCACCUCGUCGUCCAUCACUGCCAAGCGAGGCUGCCGAGAGCAAGGAGGACCUCGGGAUGAACCAGCCGUAUUACGACAGCUAUCUCGCUGGAGCUAUCCCGCAGUACACGGCCGAGGUGGAUCCGAGGGCGAAUAGAAUAUCACAGGCCAGCAUCGUGUUGGCUCCUCCCUAUAAACUCAAGAGUCCCGUGAUUGGCGAGGAUGGAUUCUCCCACAGCCUGCACAGCAGUGAACAUGGGCACGGCCCUGUCUAUGCGCACUCGUAGUGCAGACGACGUUAUAAUUAGAUUGGCAAUCAAUAAAAAAUCUUCAACCCGACCUGAC
This is a messenger RNA of Microstroma glucosiphilum, 1352 nucleotides long. RefSeq lists its product as hypothetical. Lineage: Eukaryota; Fungi; Basidiomycota; Exobasidiomycetes; Microstromatales; Microstromataceae. The transcript has a single exon. The coding region runs from base 230 to 1294 and encodes 354 amino acids. The record is from RefSeq and is a predicted model, not a curated record.